This is a messenger RNA of Lytechinus pictus (painted urchin), 6618 nucleotides long. Its product is annotated as dermokine-like. The record is from RefSeq and is a predicted model, not a curated record. The coding region runs from base 3886 to 4524 and encodes 212 amino acids. The transcript has 2 exons. NCBI's taxonomy places the organism in Eukaryota, Metazoa, Echinodermata, Echinoidea, Temnopleuroida, Toxopneustidae.
GGGCUAGAACAAGAUCUAAAAAAAGGUGAUUUUUAUGGAUAAUGGUUGUACAUACAUGUACUAUGCUUUAUGAUAUAUAAAAAAUUUGAGCUAGCUAGUAAACUAUAUAGCAUCUUCUCACUUGUACUGUACAUUCUAAAUUGAAUAGGUUUUUGGAAAAACAAAUUUUAUACAUGUACAUGUAUGUACAUAAACUAUGUGCGUUCAUAAAGAUAGGAAUACCUACAAAUGCAUGUAAAUGUCUACCCACAUAUAAUGUUGCAAGAAAAUGUCCAGUUGAAAAAUGCAUGAGUAUUGAUUUUGAUCCCAAACACCAAAUUGUCUGUCUGCCUACGCUUAAAGGGAGAUAGCCUAGCCUCCGCUUUGAUGGAUGUCGUUAACGUUAAUACUGUUAUCACAUAGCAGAUUAAUGAGUUGUAUUGACUUUAUUGCGGAUGAGCAUUACAUAGUGAGCUCUAAUUUUUGUACAAGGCUGACAGAUGGAAACAGGAUCCUGAUUCAUAAUUUACAAGUUGAAAGUUUUUGCUGCAAUAUUCUCAAAUUUUACCAAUUGAUUUUGCCAACAACAAAUGAGUUCCAUACCUCUAGCAUUUAAAAAAAAAUUAUUUUCAAGAAAAAGUGCCAUUGUCUGCUCUGUAUUACAAAGACCCCCUACAUGAGUAUCUUAUUACAACAUCGCAAAAUAAAAUGUCUCUUUUUGGGGUUCGGUUUUAAUCAGAUAAUUGCCUAUUAAACAAUUUAUAAUUAAUUUAGAAGGCCAUGAAGAGGAAUGAGUAAUGAAAGGAAGUCAUUGAGCAUAAAUUAGUUAUCAUAAGAAAGUUCCAACGACCCCACAAUGUAUGCAUCACUAUGAAAAACUGUUGCACAGAUACCCCUCUCCCAAACUCUACCAUUUGGGACAGCCUGCAAGUUGGCUGUAUAUGUAUCCGGACUGUACAUUGCAGUUUUAGGCAUUUUGCAUCAUAUCAAUGUGCAACUUUUCUUUCCAAAUAUACCUGUAGACCUAACUGAUGAUAGACCAAACCAUCAUAUCUAGACUCAUAGAAAUAUGAGGAGAGAGAGGGAGAGUACAGCAAGAAACAGAAAGCAAAGCAGAAAAUUUCAAGGGGAUGAGGGAGGGAGAGAGAGAGAGAGAGAGCAAAACAGAGAGAGAGAAACAGACAGAAUGAACGUCAAAUUAUACAUAUUUGUGGGCAGGCCAAAGAUCUAGGUAGCAUCCCCCAUCCAGGCAUCGGUCUAAACUCUUGGCCAAUCAAAAGCCACCUGUAGUGUGAAACUUCCCCCCUCUGCAAAUCCUGGGUUUUAAAAGUUUGGGGAAGGGGAAUUACAUGGCUUACUUUUCCUUAAAAAGUGGAACACAUACUUACCUCACCUACCAUAUUUACUAUAUCGAUAUUAAAUCUCGGAAGAUAGCAGACCAGUUUAUUGGUGGAUUUGAGCCAAGCUAGGCAAUAGUGAAAACCUUCUUAUAAAGGAAAACUAGGACUUGAAUUGAUUUUUUUCGGAAAAGCAAGAGGAAUUAUUUACUUGACAACAUGAACAUGCAACUGCUAACCGUUUGUCUUUUUAUGCCAAUUUUGGGUGAGUACAAAAUACACAAAAAGUUUUGUUCGCAUGUCAGUGAUUAGAGUGAUACAAACUAUCACUAUUUCAUUCCUAUUGUGUAUUUGAAUCCGAAAUGAAAAUCUGAAAUUAUGAAAGCAUGAAUAUGAAUGGCAAUGUUUCAAUCUCUAAUUGCAGUGUAUAUACAAUACUCUAGAUUUUUGUUAUUCAAAUCCUAGUUCUUUCAAGCAUUAAAUUAAAAAAAUACAGAAUCCAGAUUUUGAAUAGACUUCAAUUCAAUAGCAGACUCGGUGACAAUCAUAAAAAAAACACCUUCUGGGUACAUGUAGUAUUACCGAGUAUGAAAUUUUCUAUUGAAUUCUCUGCGAUGACGAACAUCUUCAGAAUUAUGAAAUUUUUUGUAAUACAAAACUCUGAAGAGUCACACAUGGAUUCAGAUUAUUUUAAAUAAAGAAAAGCACUGAGAAAAAUUUUCUUUAAAAUACCAAGGAAGCAUGAAAUUAGAUUGUACUAUAUGUGCAGAGGGUGUAAACUGCCUUAAAAUAAAUAAGUAUGUCUUAAAGGCUUUUUUCCCUGUAACAAUGGUGCACCAUGACCCAAUUCUGUGCUUUGGCAGGGCCUCUAAUGUCUCAUCAAAUCUCCACUGAUACUGAUCAAUCAGAAGGUGUGGAAAUGUAAACUGGAAAUAUACAUGUAAAGUACAUUUUUUCUCUUUUCAAAUGCACACUUUCUCUAGGGAAAUCUAUGUCAUUUAUCUAUGAUUGCUACGCAGAUUGAUAAGUGAGACAUGAGAGGCUCUUACAUAAACAUCCUAAAGUCAGGAGAAACUGGGGUAAUCCAACUCCAAGCAUUCAAUCAGGGGGUUAUUUUUUCUAGCAUUUUGCGAUAGUCAGGAUAGCGUGAUCGUUUAUGAUAGUUCAACAGUACGCAUAAUCUUCCAUGACACAAAAAGAUUGGUAUCAUAAUUUUAUAAUCAUUUCACUUGCAAAGCGUAUUUCAUGAUUUACUUUCAAUGCUCACAAUGUUCAUGCCAAAUCUAUCAAGUUCUACAAUUGGUAAAAAACUGAGAUGUCAUUUGAGGAUGUUUUUCAUUUUCAGUGACUUUAAUUUUAUACAUGCUGACAGACAAAUGGAUCUUUCUUUUUAUCAUGACUGCCAAUAAUGCUAUUAAACUGUAAGACAUUAUGAACCAGUGUAAUACAUGUUUUCAAUUUUUUUUUUCUCAAUACCAUUUUCUGUUUACCACAAAACAUUGUCACAUUAAACCAACAAGGCAAAAUGCAUUCUAACUACUUCUUCCUCCUGUGUAUUUUCUUCGCUGGUGGGUGUGCGCAAUUCUCUAAUCGGAUUCCAAUAUUAUAAAUGAUACGCCCGCCCAACAAAUUACUGCCAGACACGAUCAGCUAAGGGGAAUCCCCAGGGUUUAUUUGGUAUUUCAGGCUUGUAAAUUUCCUCUGCUCCAUCUUCCAUAACGAUACAUCAAAACUCUCAGGCGAAGCACAUCAAAGUCAACAACUAGAAUGUCAACCCUUUGAAGUUUGGUAUUGCAUGUAAAUAUGAAGCAGUUCAAAUGUCCGCCCCUAAACCUGAGUACAAUCAAUUGUACACAUACUGUACAUGUAGAUGUUUUGACAGAAACAAAAGACUUGUUCAUACAUUAUACAUGUAUGUCCCAAUUGACCUUUCAUAUCAACAAUGGAUAUCUGAUUAAUUGACCUAGGCUCGAACUGUUGCAUAACAACCAAUAAAAACACACAUCCUUGUCUCAUAUGCAAAGCCAAUUUGAGCUCUCGCUUCUAAAUAGUAAAUGGCUGUAGGGCCGUCUGCACCAGCCCCAGUUUUCAAAUAAUCGCACUACAGGUAUAUCUGAGCCGGCAAAUUAUCCCGAUCUGAACAAUCUUGAGAUUAUUUGUAAUGGAGACACCAUCAUCGCGAUAGUUCACCGGAUUAAUCUCAAUAUUGCAAUCCUAAGUCAACUUUAAUAGGAUUAUUUGCAAAAUAGUGCGUUAUUUACGAAUUAUCCCUUAUUUAUUCACGGUGUCACACCAUAAUGCAUUAAUGCCUCACUCAAGCACGAAUUGCUCUUCUUGGGCUGGUGGAGACAGGGUUACUUGAAUCUUGAGAUUAAUCGCAAAGAGGGCCGAUCAGGCUAAAAUCUUGAGAUUGAGCAAACUAUGGCUAUAGUGCAGCACCGCCUAAUGUGUGUCCAAAGGAUGUAGUAUCAUUUCUUGCCUGAGCACGAAAGAGAAGAAGUGGUCUCUACUAUAUUGGAAGGAAAUCAAAACACCUGAUGCACACUCAUGAUGAGAAGUUCAUGAUAAAAUGCUUUUGACUGGUGGUGCAACAGCCAUGAAAGGUCACUUGAUAAUUAAAGCAUGUUCCGCCCAGUUUGACUGGUUGAUGAACUACAGACAACUCAACGCAGGAGCACCGCAAAGACAGACAGACUUUGGUUUCAUGAAACCAAGUACCACUCCUAAACCUCUGGGUGCAUUACCAAAGAAACGCAGAGAUGGCACUGCCUUUGGAUUAGGGGCCGCAAACGAAUUCGCUGGGGGCAGCAGUAGCUACACGAACCAGGACACCGCUCCUGUUGAUGCUGGCAUAGGUGACACUUCUGGGGGCAACGCGCAAGGUAGCGACUGGGACAUCAAUGCAGCUGGCACUGACUACGGCGGAAACAGCAAUGGUGGUGAUUAUGGUGGCACUGGUGGUGUCUCAGGAGGCAAUGGUGGUGGAUUUGGAGGAGGUAGCAAUGGUGAAGGAGGCUCCUUUGCAGAAGGUGGCAAUCUUAACCCAGGUUAUGAUGACAGCAUGCAGAACCUUGCUAAUGCAUCUGCUGGUAGCAUUGCUGGUAUUGUCAUUGGUGUCAUCAUUCUAUUGUGUGUCUUGGCUGGAGUGUCCUUCUUUGUCAUGAGGCAAGUCCAUCGAAAGGUGCAGGUGAAUGCAACACGAGCAUAAUCAUCUUUGAAAAACUUCAACUAUAAGACUGUAUUAACGCUGCUAUUAAAGUUAUAUUCAAAACAUAUUGACAAUGGAAUCUACAGUGUUUUUUUUUUCUUGAUAAACUGAAUGAUAAUUCCAAUCUAAUGAAUAUCUAAAUGUGUGAAUGUCAUUAAAACCAACCAUGGAAUUGUGGUGUCUAUGAAAAAUCAAUCAGUGUCUACUUUAAAUAUUCUUCCAAAGUCAUGAGCAGAAAUGUACACGUACAUGAAAUCUAGUUUGAUUUUCAAGUCUUCAAUCCCAUCCCUCAAGUGAUCUGUUUUCACUAAAGAGAUACUAGUUUACUAUCUACUGUAGAUUUCAAUUACCUUUCAACAAUCAUUUGAUUCAUCAAUUCUUUCUGAACUCCCUACUCCAUUCAUAUAUUUUUUCUGAUUUCCCACCACCCACCCUCUCUCUGUCUCUGUCUUUCCUGCUGAUCACACACACACACAAUACUUUAUUCCAGUGUCUCACUUUUGUUCUCCCUUUUCAAUUUCUCAUAUCUUAAAUUUUCAUUGUAGUCCCGUAAUAAAGUCUUUUGCAUACCUCAAGAUCUACUUUUUGCUUGAUUAGCAUUAAUAAUCUUCUUCCUGGUCAUAUAUCCCAAUAUUUCAAGUGCUUUUCUACACUAGACAUUUUGUUGUUACAUUUUAAAUGAAUACAUGCUCGUUAAUGUCAAUGCCAGUGAAAUAUAAUGUUGUAUCUUGUAUAAUAAACUGUGAAGUACAGUGUACAUAACAUAUUCAAUGGUCCACAGGUGUAUGUUUCCUAUGUCCAAUGUAAAAUUGGUUUCAUACAUGUAUGGUAAGGCCCCCCGAAGUGUGUGAAGUCCCUGUUGUCUGCGCACACGCGUAUCUGCGUGAUUCUAGUAAGAAAAUGUACCCAACAACCACAAACUUUACACAUGCAAUACAUAGAAUGAUAUUCAUUAUAAAAAAAAUCCAACUCCAAAUGGUGGAAAAUAAUGAAUUUUGGGGCAUUUCAUGUGACGGCCUCAAAAUGCAGCCUUUCUCAUCAAAAUCCUGAAUCAUGUAUGAAUGGGUAAUGUACAAAGACAUGGGGGAUCAUUUUUUGUUAAAUCUGAAAAUGACUGGCCAAGGUUUUUUUUUUCAAGAAAAUCAUAUAUUUCUUUCAAAUUUUUAUGAGAUUUUUGGUACACUUUAAUACUCAUAAGAAUAUAUUAAAGGAACAUUAUCAACUGAAAAUUUUUCUGAAAUAAACAGAAAUUCAUGUUAAAAUAUUCAAUAGUUACACACGUAUGUAUGUGCACAGACAUGGGGGCCCCUUCAUAAAGUAGUGUACAUGAUAGAAAUAAUAAAUGAUAGAUGAUGGUCAGGACUAUAUACAUUGGAUAAUCAUAGUCGGAUAUGUCUGUCAAAUAGGACCCUCCUGGUGCCUGAUACUCCACAACUUUAUCAGACAACCAUCCGGGUAAACUUUUAUUUCCUGAACAUUUAGUUUAAUAAACCAUCUUUGCUUUAAUAGCCUGAAACUGCACUCUCAUGUUACUUUACCUACAUGUAAUACUGGACUUAUUCUUGUAUGUCAAGGACCUAAAUACAAUGUUUUAUCCAACAAAGUCUGUUUUUCUUGACAGUUGCUAUAGUCAGAUGAGUUUCUUAGCCAAUCAAAACUGUCAGGACUGCCAGAAAACGAGAGCUUUUCAUCAACAUUUUUCAUCUGACAACUUUCCUUGAUUUUUAAUUGGCUGAGUAGCACAGUUCUUAAAGGUAACUGUCAGAUUGGACACGUCAGAUACAUGUAACACAUUGUACAUACAUGUACAUGUACAAGGGCAGAUGAGUCCUUAAUGGAAUGGUCAAGAAAAGAAAGCUACAUGUAUGACUGCAUUCAUUAUCCAUAUAUACUCACUAUGCAGACAGUUUUCAUGAGGGUCACAAAAUAAUUGCUGAUGAUAAUAUUCUGCAAUUGCUUCUCAUUUGACCAACAAUAGGUUUAAUGCUUCUGCUUUGUUGGCAGAAACAAAGUUAAAAAAUCCCCUUUAUAAUAUUACUUUAUCAAUGGUUAAUAAAUAUCAUAAAUGAAUUAUUAAAAAACUUCUCGAACUUU